UUCUUGAAUUUCUCAAGCUGGAAUGCUGAUGUGGCACCUUAAUGUGAAACAAAAAGAGGAACCACGAAUUUGCCCUUGUAUAUCACAGCUUUUCCUUCACAGUGCAAGUCAGCAUAAGACGUGACAGCCGUUGUUCAGGAAAACCUACGACUCCACAAUGAACAACCAAAGUGAGUUCGACAGUGGUUUUGGAGUAUAUGAUUGUGAGACUUUUGACUUCCAAACCCUCAGUGGUGUCUUCUACAUUUUGAUCUUCAUCAUCAGUGUCACAGUCAACAUUCUCCUCUUAUGUGUUCUUGUCACCUACAAGAACAAAAAGGUUACAGACUUGUUUGUCCUGAACCUGGCCUGCUCUGAUUUGGUCUUCACUGUCACACUUCCGUUCUGGGCCGUCGAUCAGCUGCACCACUGGGUCUUUGGUGACUUUGCCUGCAAAUUUAUGAUUGCGACAUACUUUCUUGGUACUUACAGUAGCGUCAUUCUACUGACUGCCAUGACUGUGGAUCGUUUCAUAACAGUGGUGCUGCACAACUGGCCAAGCAACCAUGGAAGGAGGCAGAGGUGUGCAAUGGGCGCCUGUGCAGCUGCUUGGGUCAUCAGCAUUGCUGCUGCCAUUAGCGAUGCUAUCAAAGUAAAGGUGGAAAUCAUCCAUGAGCCCAAUGUUUUCUCCUGUGGGGACCCCUUUGAUAGCUCUGAUGUCAACGUGGGAUAUUACCUCCAAGUGUCGCUGCUCUUCUUCCUCCCAUUUGCCAUCAUUGUUUUCUCUUAUUCUGCCAUCCUCAAGACAGUUCUGCAAGCCUCAAACAGAAAAGGGCAAAGGACUGUAGUGGUGGUGUUAUGUAUUGUUACAGCCUUCCUCAUCUGCUGGGGACCUUACAAUAUUUUGCUUUUCAUCACAACUUUUUAUACACCCAUAGGCUGUUAUACGCGGAACAGAUUGGAUACGGCCUAUUAUAUUUGUCGUAUACUUGCUUACUCUCACUGCUGUAUGAACCCUCUCUUGUAUAUGCUCUCACAAAACUUGCGAAGACAUCUAUUGAAACUUUUACAUUGCAAGAAUGCCAGGCAGAAGAACAGGGAGAGAAGCAAUGUGCAGAGCACUUCUGCUCUUCAGAAUGGAGCUUUUAUUGCACAAAACUCUGCUGUUAUGUUGUAACUACCCUCCAAAUAGAAAAUGAAACAUUUAUUCAAUCUGUAAGUACUUUUAGGCAAUAUUGUUUGGAUUAAUUUCCUUUCAUGUGUGGGUUUUUUUAAUAUUUUGCUUAGUUCCUUAAGAUAUGUGGGUGUAUUUGGGUCUCUAUGUACAUUUAUUUAAAGGAUCAGUGUGUAAGAUUUAGUGGCAUCUAGUGUUGAAGUUGCAGAUAGCAACAGUUUCGCUUCAUCCUCCCCUUCCAAUGUGCCAAGUAAAUGCUUUGUGAAAACAAUCUAAAGCAUGCUAGUGUGUAUGAUAAUGUGCAUGAAUGCUUUCUCAGACCUUAUGAAUGAACUUUAUGAAUGAGCUGUUUUAUUGUAACAGUUUUUAAUAAAAUUACGCUGGAAAUCUA
Molecule: messenger RNA, 1544 nt
Organism: Dicentrarchus labrax (European seabass)
Lineage: Eukaryota; Metazoa; Chordata; Actinopteri; Moronidae
Product: chemokine XC receptor 1-like
Exons: 2
Coding region: 158-1156 (332 amino acids)
Biological process (GO): G protein-coupled receptor signaling pathway; immune response; chemotaxis
Cellular component (GO): membrane
Molecular function (GO): chemokine receptor activity
Source: RefSeq, a predicted model, not a curated record